Candida albicans SC5314 is the source of this 1242-nucleotide messenger RNA. It is a transcript of the gene HAT1, whose product is annotated as histone acetyltransferase catalytic subunit. Gene Ontology annotation, biological process: subtelomeric heterochromatin formation. The transcript has a single exon. Lineage: Eukaryota; Fungi; Ascomycota; Pichiomycetes; Serinales; Debaryomycetaceae. Gene Ontology annotation, molecular function: histone binding; histone H4 acetyltransferase activity. The record is from RefSeq and is a predicted model, not a curated record. Gene Ontology annotation, cellular component: nucleus. Bases 1 to 1242 code for a protein of 413 amino acids.
AUGUCAUCCGCAAAAGAACAAAGUAGUGUUACGGCAGCAUUGCAACCAGAGCAAUGGACGACAUCAUCAAAUGAAGCAUUGAAAUUGUUUGUCACCAAUCCUGAAGCAGCACUUAAUUUCCAACCUACAUUUACUUAUCCAAUAUUUGGUGAUGCCGAAACAAUCUAUGGGUAUAAAGAUUUAGAUAUAUUUUUAUGUUUUGAUCAUUAUACAUUUAAACCAUUUUUGAAUAUUAAAUAUAGUGCCAAAUUGACUGACGAUCCAGAAAUUAUUGAUAUUAAAAAAACCAUUGAUGAAUUCUUACCUAAACUGACGAUUUUCAAAGAUGAAGUGAAAUGGGUCGAUUCAAUAAAGGAAGAAAAAGAUAAUGGGUAUAAAAUACCUGGAAAAUUAAUUGAUUCAUUUAGUGAGAAUGAUAAAGAAUACGAUAUUUACAAAAUUGACUUGAAGUCAGACAAUGGAUAUGAAUUACAUCAACGAUUGCAAAUCUUAGUCUUAUUGUUCAUUGAGGCAGGGUCAUUUAUUGAUGCCAAAGAUGAAUUAUGGAACUUGUAUGUUUUGUAUGAAAAAGACAAUAAAUCUACAUCCAAUAAUGAACCUUCUAUAGUUGGGUUUACCACGGCUUAUAAUUAUUGGAAAUAUCCUGGUGCCAAAAAAUUCGAUUCAACUGAACAAGAACUGAGAAUCAAGAUAUCUCAAUUUAUAAUAUUACCAAUUUACCAAGGUCAAGGCUUAGGACAAUUAUUUUAUUCCCAUUUAUUUGACAAGUGGUUAGCACAAGAUGAUAUAAUUGAAGUAGUAGUUGAAGACCCUAAUGAAAGUUUUGAUGAUUUAAGGGAUAGAGCCGAUUUGAAAAGAUUAAAUACUAGUGAGCAAUUUGAUUUCAAAGCUGUUACUCCGAAAGUAGACAAGGAGUGGGUUGAAAAAACAAGACGAGCAUUAAAAUUAGAAAAGAGACAGUUUGCAAGAUUGUUAGAAAUUAUAUUGUUAUACAAGUUGAAACAUGGCUAUCCUGGUAUCACCAAGAGAGACGUGAGGUUAUUCAUCAAAAAAAGAUUAUAUGACAAGAAUAAGGAAGGAUUAGCCACCUUAGAUGAUAACACCAAGAAAGAUAAAUUACAGACUGCUUAUCAAGCUUUGGAAGAUGAUUAUUAUAGAAUAUUGGGAGACUUGAAGUUGAACAUUAAGCGUGAGAAUGAUGAAGAGGAAACCGACACCGUUUCCAAAAAGCAAAAAGUGUAA